Messenger RNA from Cucurbita pepo subsp. pepo (vegetable marrow), 911 nucleotides. RefSeq lists its product as uncharacterized. Lineage: Eukaryota; Viridiplantae; Streptophyta; Magnoliopsida; Cucurbitales; Cucurbitaceae. The record is from RefSeq and is a predicted model, not a curated record.
UUUACUUAAUACUGCCCCUUCUUCUCCCCUUGUGUCACACCGUGUUUCUCUCCAUGUGGUCUCAAUGGCUGAGUUCGCCGGCCAGAGUCCAAUCUCCGGCCAAGCCAAAUCAUCGCCACUUCUCCUGUUCUUCCUUCAAAGACAUUCAAGACCUCUGUCGCGAAGAUUCUGUUUACGAUUCCCCUCCCAACACUCCCAAGAAGCCCUCCAUUUUCCACCGCGUCCGUCUCUCCACCUCCCUCUUUCGCUCCUGGUCCCACCGCCUCAUCCCUGACUCCGACCACCGGAUCGUCCUCUACUACACCUCCCUUCGCGUCGUCCGCCGCACUUUCGAGGACUGCCGCGCCGUUCGAUCCAUUCUCAGAUGCUUCCGCGUCCCGAUCGACGAGCGCGAUCUCUCCAUGGACUCUAGUUUCCUCGACGAGUUGCAGGAUGCGAUCGGUCAGAAGAAUCUUACUCUUCCUAGAGUCUUCAUCGGUGGACGAUACAUUGGCGGAGCCGAGGAAAUCAGGCUGAUGAAUGAGAACGGUGAGUUGAAGAGACUCAUCCACGGCCUUCCGGAGGCGGUUUCGAGGUCUUGCGAGAUUUGCGGAGGGAUUCGAUUCGUUGUUUGCGAAGAUUGCGAUGGAAGCCACAAGAUCUACGUCAAGAGGCUCGGAUUCAGAACGUGCAAUGCUUGCAACAUCAACGGCUUGAUUCGGUGCCCUUCGUGUUCAUCGAUUCGGCUGCGAAACACAGGUUCUUAACACACUGAUCAAUAGAUUUUAAAUAAAGGAUCAAACAAAUAAAAUCAAUAAUGAUAUUAACCAUUUUCCAUGGAAAUUUGUAACACAGUUUAGUUUAGUUUAGAUUUGAUUGUAAUUGUAAAAUGGUAGAGAAAUUGAAAUCUUCGAUCUCUGUAUGUUUUUCUU